AAAUAGUCGUUACUAAGUAUAUAAAUCCGUUAUUUUUGAUAACUUGCAAUUAUUAUUACGCUCGCGAGUUAGUAUUAUUUAUGAUUAAUUGACUAAAUAUGGAGAUACCGAUUGUUAAAGUCAAUGAGGGUAAAUUACGCGGUAUCAAAGACUUAAAUUAUAAUGGAGUUAAUUUUUACGCUUUUCGAGGUAUUCCGUAUGCGAAGCCACCAAUUGGAGCAUUAAGAUUCAAAGAUCCUGAACCCUUGGAACCGUGGUCUGGUACCAAAGACGCAACUCAAUAUGCCAGCAAGUGCGCGCAAAUAAACUGGUUUUCUAGAAAAAUAAUGGGAACCGAUGAUUGUUUGUAUUUAAAUGUUUAUACAACGGAAUUGAAUCCAAAAAAUUUAAAAGCUGUAAUGAUUUUAAUACAUGGUGGAAAUUUUUCAUUUGGUUCUGGUGAUGAUGACAUUAAUGGGCCGGAUUUUAUUGUAGAGAAAGACGUCAUUUUGGUGGCAAUAAAUUAUCGCGUUGGAAUAUUGGGAUUCCUUAAUUUGGAUGAUGAACAAGCGCCAGGUAAUCAGGGAUUAAAAGAUCAGGUUAUGGCAUUGAAAUGGGUUAAACGUAAUAUAAUUAAAUUUGGUGGGGAUCCAGAUAAUGUUACUAUUUUUGGAUACAGCGCUGGAAGCGCUUCAGUACAUUAUUUAACCCUUUCACCGUUGGCUCAAGGAUUAUUUCAUAAAGCUAUUCUACAAAGUGGCGUUGCUACAAACUCAUGGGCUAGUGUUUCCGUAGAAUCUAUGAAAGAUACUGCGGAAAAAAUCACAGCUAUACUUGGUUAUAAGACAAAAGACGCCAAGGAGCUUGUCGAGUUUCUCAGAAAAGCGGAUGUUGGGGAUAUACUGAAAGCAGAAGCAUCACUUUUUAGUUGGAAGAACAGACUGAGUAUCAACACAUUUGGACCCUAAAUCGAUUCAAAAUCCAAGACUCCAUUUAUAGAAAUUCCAAUAGAGGAAGCUGUUAAUUCGGGGAUUAAAGUACCAUGCAUAUUCGGCGUUACUAGCCAUGAAGCAAUAAUGACUCUUACCGAACUGACCGAAGAAAAUUUAUCAGAAAUUGAUGCUGAUGAAGGCAAAUUACUGCAUCCGACAGUAAGAAAUUUCUUAGACCAACAAAAAAUUUCAUUUGAAAGUAUCAGAAAAUUUUAUAUGGCCGACAAUAAAAUUUCACUUGAAAAUAUCCAGCGAUUUGUUGAUCUUAUGAGUAUGACAAAUUUUUUGAUUAAUAUUUAUCAUAUCGUUAAAAUUCAGCAGCAGUUUCUUAAUGUGCAAACUUAUUUAUUUAAAUUUGAUUAUUACAAUAAAAAUACGUCUAUGAUGCAAAAAAUAAUGCGAACGAAUUUGAAAGGAGCGUGUCACUGCGAGGACGCAAGCUACUUGUUUAAUAUGAAAGCCUAUAAAAAAAUAGGAAUAGAGCCGCCAAAAUCAGGCUCCAUCGAGCACAAUAUUCAGCAGCGAUUUAUUGAAUUAUGGACCGCAUUUGCAAAAACCGGAAAUCCUAAUAAUCAUCAAUCUCAUAAGCUGAUUCCUGUCGAAUGGAAACCUAUUGGUAAUGACCCCGUAGAAUUCAAUUGUUUGAAAAUUUCUGCCGAACUUUGUCUAGCCAAGGAAAUGAAUCCUCUGUACAAUCUGUUCAAUGCCUGUUAAUACAUUUGAUAGGUCAGCUACUCUGGCGGACUCAAUAUUCCGGUAGAGUUACGGACAUGUCUAUUUAGACGUAAAAAAAUCCUGAUAAAUCCGUGCUUCGUGAAUGUCACUUCUUUAAUUUUAUGGUGAAUUUCCUAUCCAUUUACUUGGUCUCUAUUGGCAGAUGGCACCAUGUAAACUUUCUAUUCGAGUGAUUACAUCCAAAGUAAACCUGAAAUUUUAAGGUAAAUUUACCGUUGAAUCACGGAAUAUUGACAGUACUAGCACGGUAAAAUUACCGGACCAUUACGGCAUAUACCCGUAACACUGUCGUAAUUUUACGGUAGAUUACCGUAAGGUAUGGUAGACCUACUGUAUUACUACAGUAACCCCACCGCCCCACCGUAAUAUUAGAUAUUCCAGGGUAAAUUUUAAAUAAAAAAA
Messenger RNA from Microplitis mediator, 2108 nucleotides. Its product is annotated as esterase FE4-like. Lineage: Eukaryota; Metazoa; Arthropoda; Insecta; Hymenoptera; Braconidae. The transcript has 9 exons. The record is from RefSeq and is a predicted model, not a curated record. Bases 99 to 947 code for a protein of 282 amino acids.